AAGCCAAUCGAUGAUGAGUUUAGUCUUUUGUGUUUGUUGGAGGAUUAUAUAUUCAGCCCCUUUAAAUUAUAGCGAGAGAUAGAUCAGACCUCCAUAAACACAGAACCAGUUCUUUGCAUCUCCCAUAUUGGAAUAUAUUGACCGUCUCGGGUUUCAUAUAGUCCGUGAAGAGAGAAAGAGAGAGAGAAUGGCAUUAGAAUCUGUGGUGUUCCAGUCAGACCCAUCUAGCUAUGGAAAUUUUCUAGGAGGAAGUAGAUCUUGGGACCAUGGCUUUGGUUUCGGAGGAGAUGAUGAUCAUCAUCAAGAAGAAGGCUACGCUCAACAUGAUAUGGUCAGCAAUGGUAAUACUGUAGGGCAAGGCCUUAUGGGGUACUGUACACCGUCUCCGGUGGUGAAGCAAAGUGUCUACAACGACAAUUCUAAUUCCAAUUCCAAGCCGGAAACCUGCACCGACAACUUCAACUCCCACAAUUCUUUCUCUAGCCCUAUCGCCGUCGCAGGCCGGAGAAAGAGGCGGCGCACGAGAAAUAUCAAGAACAAGGAAGAGGUGGAGAGUCAGAGGAUCACCCACAUUGCUGUUGAACGCAAUCGGAGGAAGCUCAUGAAUGACUAUCUGUCCGUACUGCGUUCUAUGAUGCCUGCUUCCUAUUCCCAAAGGGGUGACCAAGCAUCAAUCAUAGGAGGAGCCAUAAAUUUUGUGAAGGAGCUUGAGCAACUUUUGCAAUCUUUAGAAGCCAGCAGAAGAACCAACCAACAAUCAGAUUUGGAUUUGGCUUCCAUAUUCUCCAGCUUUUUCACCUUCCCUCAGUACUCGACUUGUUCGAAUAAGAACACCCAUGGCCAUGGCCAUAGCGAGUACAUGAACAACAACUUGGUGCAUCCCCACGAGAUAACGGGGGAUAAGCAGUCGGGGGCAAUUGCAGAUGUGGAAGUAACAAUGGUAGAAAGCCAUGCGAACAUCAAAGUGCUUUUGAAAAGACACCCAAGACAGCUUUUAAAGAUGGUGCUUGGGUUGCACUCUCUGCGUCUUGUGAUCCUUCACCUUAACGUUACAAGCAUGGAUAGCAUGAUCCUCUACUCUUUCAGCGUCAAGGUUGAAGAUAAUUCUCAGCUGACCUCAAUGAAUGAGAUUGCAGCUGAUGUGUAUGAAAUGGUGGGAAGGAUUCAAGAAGAGGCCGAGUUCUUACCUCAAUAACCCUUAUCUGUUUGUUCAAUUAGUAUUGUUCGCACUAUGAUAUAUGCAUUUACGCUUUUAUGUAACUCGUUAUAAAUUAGAACACCUUAGGUUAUAUAUGUUUAUUAUAUUUUCCAAGUAUUAAUUGCUUGCGAACUAUGAAUUGGAAUUUAAAUUGUAAUGAUUAGUCGUUUCCU
This is a messenger RNA of Fragaria vesca subsp. vesca, 1371 nucleotides long. RefSeq names its product transcription factor bHLH96-like. Gene Ontology annotation, biological process: regulation of transcription by RNA polymerase II. The coding region runs from base 188 to 1195 and encodes 335 amino acids. The transcript has 3 exons. Gene Ontology annotation, molecular function: DNA-binding transcription factor activity, RNA polymerase II-specific; RNA polymerase II cis-regulatory region sequence-specific DNA binding; protein dimerization activity. NCBI's taxonomy places the organism in Eukaryota, Viridiplantae, Streptophyta, Magnoliopsida, Rosales, Rosaceae. The record is from RefSeq and is a predicted model, not a curated record.